UAGUCAUUGCAUGAACUUCUCCUUCAAUUCUUGUACGCUUUCAUUUGGAUUGAUUUCAUACUUCCAAUAAGAUUAUGCCUUCUUACCUGUUCCUCCUCCAAAAUUGAUUCCCCCUGCAAGUCUCAGAAGCAACCCCUCAAACCUUCCCUAUCUUUACCAAAACUUAGCUUAAAGCCCUAAAAUGAGUUCCAUAACACCAUUGUUAAAGCCAGACGUGACCUUGUCCCUUGCAUUAUCUUCAGCCUCUCCUUCUCCUUAUGAAACCCAAGAAAGAGGUAUACGUCUCAUUCAACUCCUCCUUAAAUGUGCUAACGAUGCAUCCUCCGGUAACCUCCACCGAGCUGACGCGUGCCUUUCCGAGAUAUCCGAGCUCUCAUCGGUGUCCGGUGACUCCAUGCAACGACUGGCAGCCCGGUUUGCCUCCGCCCUUGCCAUCCGCCUUGUCAAGCGCUGGCCUGGUCUAUACAAGGCCUUAAACCAUGAGGCGCAACAACCCCAAGUGAACCUAGACCGGGUUAGGCCUCUUUUCGCACGAGCGCUCCCUUACCUCAGUUUCGCAUAUGCCAUUAUAGCUCGAACUUUGCUCCAAGCCAUGACCCAUGAACAUACAAUUCACAUCGUAGAUUUGGGUUCUGGUGACUCAAAAUUGUGGGUUCCUCUGCUUCGCAGCUUAGCUCACUCGCCAAAUGGGUCUCCACAUUUGAAGUUCACCUGUCUAAAUACAGAUAAAGCUAUUCUAGACAAGCUAGGUCAGAGGCUGGUAAAAGAAGCUGAAGCCUCAGACAUGGCAUUCCAAUUUCAUCCUCUCAAUAUUAGCUUAAGAGACCUAACUGCGGACAUGCUUCAGGUCGCAUCAGGAGAAGCACUGGCUUUCAUAUCAAUAUUAAAUCUUCAUCUCUUAUUAGCUGAAGAUGAUCGGGUGGAUGCACAUUUCGGAGGCAACAGGUCUACCUGUAUCAAAGAUUGCAAGCAAAUGAGUGAUUUUCUAGCAAUGGUCCGUUCCAUGUCUCCUAGAUUAUUAUUUUUAGUAGAGCAAGAAGCAGACCAUAAUUUAAAUCGUUUGCCUGAUAGGUUCAUCGAGGGAUUACAUUAUUAUAGUGCUGUUUUCGAUUCAAUUGAUGCAACAUUAGUAGGGAAUUUGGGAAGUGAAGAUAGGAUGGUUUUAGAGGAAAUGUUUGGGAGGGAAAUUGAAAAUAUUGUAGCCUGUGAAGGGUUGGAGAGAUACGAGAGACAUGAGAGGUGUGGUAAAUGGGGGAUGAGGUUAGCACGAGCCGGGUUUAAGCCAGUCCAGAUGUGGUGUAAUUUUGAGCAGGAAGCCAAACAAAUGGUCGAGGCCUUUGCUAAGGGUUACAAGACUGUUAGUGAGAGAUGGAGUUUGAUGAUUUGUUGGCAUGAACGUCCCAUUUAUGCUGUCACUGCAUGGACUUGCUAGUAAGCUAUGUACAUUUCGAGUUUUUUUUUUUUUCUUUUUUCAAUUUUUGGUUUUUUUCCUCAAUGGAAAUGGAAAUGAUGGUUUGUGUCAAUGUAAAUUAUAACAUUUUAAAUUAUUAUCACCUAUUUUUAUUAA
Ricinus communis (castor bean) is the source of this 1567-nucleotide messenger RNA. Its product is annotated as scarecrow-like protein 3. The record is from RefSeq and is a predicted model, not a curated record. NCBI's taxonomy places the organism in Eukaryota, Viridiplantae, Streptophyta, Magnoliopsida, Malpighiales, Euphorbiaceae. Gene Ontology annotation, molecular function: DNA-binding transcription factor activity; sequence-specific DNA binding. The transcript has a single exon. Gene Ontology annotation, cellular component: nucleus. Gene Ontology annotation, biological process: regulation of DNA-templated transcription. The coding region runs from base 182 to 1432 and encodes 416 amino acids.